Molecule: messenger RNA, 1662 nt
Organism: Ananas comosus (pineapple)
Lineage: Eukaryota; Viridiplantae; Streptophyta; Magnoliopsida; Poales; Bromeliaceae
Product: WAT1-related protein At5g07050-like
Exons: 7
Coding region: 84-1328 (414 amino acids)
Cellular component (GO): plasma membrane
Molecular function (GO): transmembrane transporter activity
Source: RefSeq, a predicted model, not a curated record
ACAAGCUUAAGUAGCUUGAGCUCUUCAUCUCUCUCUCUCUUUCUCUCUCUCCUUUGGUACAAUUUCUUUUAUACUAGUUGAUCAUGGCGAUCGGCAGGCGCUGCGGCGAUCUCUUCCGGAAGAUGAAGCCCUACAUCGCGAUGGUAUCGCUCCAGUUCGGCUAUGCGGGGAUGAACGUGAUCACGAAGGUCUCGCUCAACCACGGCAUGAGCCACUACGUGCUGGUCGUGUACCGGCACGCCUUCGCCACCCUCUCCAUUGCCCCCUUAGCUCUCAUCCUCGAGCGGAAGGUGAGGCCUAAGAUGACGCUCAAAAUAUUUUUGCAAAUAUUUGUGUUGGCUCUACUUGGGCCUGUUAUAGACCAAAACUUUUACUACGCCGGAUUGAAGUUCACGUCCCCGACUUUCUCCUGCGCGAUGAGCAACAUCCUGCCUGCAAUGACCUUCGUGAUGGCCGUCAUAUUCAGGAUGGAGAAAUUGGACAUGAAGAAGAUGACGUGCCAGGCGAAGGUGGCGGGGACGCUGGUGACGGUCGUGGGCGCGAUGCUGAUGACGCUUUACAAGGGACCAAUAAUGGAGAUGGUUUGGACCCGGCACGGCCAUUCGCACGGCGCGGCGGAGGCGCCCGGGAGCUCCGCCGCGGAUCCCUCGAGCAGGGAUUGGUUUUUGGGCUCCAUGUUCCUCAUCAUAGCUACCUUGGCUUGGGCUUCUCUCUUCAUCCUUCAAGCUGUGACAUUGAAGCAAUACUCAGCUCAACUCUCUCUCACUACAUUGAUAUGUUUUGUGGGCACUCUCCAAGCUAUUGUUGUCACCUUUGUGGUGGAGCACAAGCCCUCCGUUUGGACCAUAGGAUUCGACAUGAACCUCCUUGCUGCUGCUUAUGCUGGCAUUGUGACAUCUAGCAUUGCUUACUAUGUCCAAGGGCUAGUGAUAGAGAAAAGAGGGCCAGUGUUUGCCUCAGCAUUUAGCCCACUGAUGAUGAUCAUAGUUGCUAUUAUGGGAUCUUUUAUCCUUGCAGAGAAAAUAUAUCUUGGAGGUGUUCUUGGAGCUGUGUUGAUUGUGAUGGGACUGUACUCAGUGCUCUGGGGUAAAUACAGAGAGAACAAGGAGCAAAAGGAGAAUGAAUCUAUGGCUUUACCCAUGGCCUCAAAGGGAGGUAAUGUGGGGUGUGGGUUGGAAAUGUUUACCACAGAGGUGAUUAAUGGAGCUGAGUUGGAGAGCAAAAAACCCAGUGACAUGAACUCCACUUGCAAUGGAAAAGCAAUUAAUGGAGCUAGUGCCCAAAUUGGCCAAGUUCCACUCAAUCAAGAAGCUGCACCAAAAAGCUAACUCAUUUUGGUAUUUUUAUCCACUGCUUUUUCUAAUAAGGAGAUUUAUGUAUGCUGACAAAGUAAGAGGAAGGGGAGAACAAAUGAAGAAGCAAGUGAUAAUUAAAGAGCAAUGAAGAGUAUUUUUUUUGUUGUUGUAUUAGACUACUAAUUUAUCUACUUACUUUGUAUGAGGAAAAAAGAGAAUGAAAAAGAGAAAAGGUGUUUUUAAUUUUACUUUUCCUCCUUUCUUUUUGGGGCUUGAAGUGAAAGAGAUUGUGGGUGUGUGUGUGUUCAUGUAAGCAAUGGGAGUUUGAAUUGAAGUAAUUUUCAGGGUUAUGUAUCCCUCUUGAACA